This is a messenger RNA of Cetraspora pellucida, 184 nucleotides long. Lineage: Eukaryota; Fungi; Glomeromycota; Glomeromycetes; Diversisporales; Gigasporaceae. The record is from the annotation of a GenBank genome assembly.
UAAUCUUAAUAUUUCAUCUAGACUAGCAACCUCUUUCGCCUCUUUUCAAAAAUCUACAUAUAUGGAUAUUAACAUUAUACCUAUACAAAUUAAACACCUUAAAGAAAUUAUUCCUCAAUCAUUAAUUACAAAAACAACUAUUGUUUCUCUAUUACUAUUUCCUUUAAACUAUUCUACAACUUAG